AUGGAACAAAUUAGGCGUAUUAGAGCCAUACUUGCAGGAAUUAACUUCAAUGCGGAUUUCAAGGAGCAUGCGGUGAGUUCCUAUAAUGAUGCCAUUGUUAUAUGGUCCUCCGGGUUCAGUUUCUACAGGAAAAUACUCAACAGUAUUCGUGAUGACUUGGAGAGAAGGGGGGAUUCCAGAGGUACUUCUGCUACCGAUGCAGCUAAAGGGGCGCUGGAGGCCUUAUCAGACUUUAUAGGGAACCAGGCUUUUUGUCAGAAUGCAUCACAUGAUAAAGAUUGCUGUUUUAAUGAUUACUUCAUAACCUUUUCCAACUACUUCCAAAGAAUUGAUGACAUGAAAGAAAACUUUCUAAGACUAUUCGACACAUUUAAGAAUGCACUUAGGGCAUUACUGCCAUAUGUUAGUGAAGACUUGAAGAUUCGAAAGACAACAUCAUCUGAGGAGGUGUCCUUAAAAACAGUCCUCCUAGAUCUUCUAGACAUGGAAAGUGUGUAUGGCUCCAUGUUCUAUGGUACGAGUGGUGACAGGGGGCUAUCCACUUUCCUUCGGCAUCUGAAUGAUAUCCUAGGCCUUCAUGUUUUUGGAAGAUAUUUUGGUUAUGAUGUUGACGAUGCUUCUCUCGGAUGUUUAGGGGAAGUUGGACGAGAACUGGAUGCUUUGGAAAAGGAGAUUAACAUACGCAUGCUUUCUGAGGCCCAAAGAGCACGGGUGCAAGGGGCUCUUCGUGAUGUCAGGGAGUCCAUUGGAUCCCUUAUCCAGAAGCUACAGGCCCUUAGAGCAGCAUAUGACCAGGCCGUUGUUGAUAUUAAGAAAAAUGGGGCAUCAUUUGCCCCCAAGUUCAAUGAACUAGAUCAAAUGCUAGGUGAGGCCAGCAGUGGCCUGGAUGACCUAAGGCAGAAGAUCGAUGAGCUUGAGAAGGCCCUCCCUCCUCCUUUGCGACUCCACGGGCGCCUGUGCCUUGUGUUUGCAGCCGUUCUGGUGGUCCAGUGCAUCCUCUGGUAUCUUGAGGAGGAGGACAGUGCAACUCGGAGGGCGUGGAACACGGGGGUGUACUCGCUGGCCGUGGCAGGGACCAUUGUAUACCAGGUGUGGAGGCUGGCAACGAGGUACCGUGACGACGGGGUGAUUGGGAUGCUGAGGGAGGAGUGGACUGCAGUUGGGUGCAUUGUGCCGAUGGCAGCCGGGCUUCUCCACGGGGGCGUGGUCAGGAGCAGUGUGUACAGCAUGACGGUGGCAGGCAUUGGGGCCGUUAUGAUGGCUGUGCAGGGCGGUGUGCUGUGUGGGAUGUCGCUGAUGCAGGUGUGUGUGGUUGUGUGUGGGAACCUGGUUCUCGGGGCUCUGUGUGUUGGCGGAGACGGGGAGUGGAGCCUGUAUCUGUGUGUUGCGGCUGUUGUGUUUGCAUCUGUUCUGCUUCUCGUGUUGAAUGUUGGCGGGGGUGGAGAGAAGAGUGUUGGCGAGGGCAUUGAGAGUAUGGUGUUUGUGAUGAGCAUGCUUGUGUGUGUGUGUGUGUCGUAUGUGUGUGGACGGGACUACGACAUGGUGUAUGGGGGGGGGGGGGUGCCAGAAAAGUACCUUCGGGCUGGAUGA
This is a messenger RNA of Encephalitozoon cuniculi GB-M1, 1590 nucleotides long. RefSeq lists its product as uncharacterized. The transcript has a single exon. The record is from RefSeq and is marked provisional. The coding region runs from base 1 to 1590 and encodes 529 amino acids. NCBI's taxonomy places the organism in Eukaryota, Fungi, Microsporidia, Unikaryonidae.